UUUUUAGUCUUAGCGCGUGAUGACAAGGGUUGCAUCAUACUUAAGAAAGUCAUAACAAUAUCCGAUGAUUUCUACAAAGAUGAAUUUCUUGACCUAAUUACAGAUAACGCUUACAAGCUGAGUAGGGACGGUUUAGGAAUCUCCCUAAUCGAACAUGUGCUUAAACUCGAUUUUACACGCAAAACCACAGAAAAAGACAUGCGAUUGCACGCGCUAAUGGCUGAGUUUGAUGAGAAUCUCUCAACAUCAUCUUAUCACCUCCACAAGCUUGUCGAGAAGCUAACGUCAGACCCUGGUUUAUUUGUCAAGUUCAUCAAAACAAGACGAGGCACGCUCAUGCUUCACAUAAUCCUAGGAAAAACUGAAGAAACCGACACAGUUGUUUGGGCAGCAAUCAAGCAAAGGUUCACCGAUAUUGGAACCGAUUUUGAAGGUGGUGGCAUCCUAUUUCGAACCAUGUACGUUUUCAAGAAAAGAGGAAAUUUGGAAGUGUAUGCUAAAAUCCUACGACAUAUAGGACUCCAUGCUCUCUACCUAACGAACGAUAUUGAUUUGGGAAACACCGUGAUACUACACGUGCUGAUCGCGAUUGGGCUUCAUUACCACUACAUUGAGCUUUCGUUUCUGAAACAUGGAAGCCAAGUUGUGGAGAAGCUUCUCGGUGGUGACAACAAGACGGUGUUAUUUUCUCUGCUUUUUAUCGUCAUGGAGAUUCUUAAGUGUGACGAAGAAGAUACGUUGGUGAGAUUGGCUAAGGAGGAGUACGGGAAUAGAGUCUUGAGGAAGACUUUGGAAAUUGCAAAAAUUCAUAGGAAUGAUUUGUUUGACCAUCUUGUUGAGAAGUUGGAGCCCUUUCUUGAUAGGUUGCGUGGGUGGUCUCUCAGAAAUAAUAUUACAGCUAUCAUCGAUCCAGAAAUAGAUACAGUUAAGGAUCGGAUUGUUUCAGAGGAAAAUGCUUAA
Raphanus sativus (radish) is the source of this 960-nucleotide messenger RNA. Its product is annotated as putative pumilio homolog 22. Gene Ontology annotation, biological process: post-transcriptional regulation of gene expression. Gene Ontology annotation, cellular component: cytoplasm. The record is from RefSeq and is a predicted model, not a curated record. NCBI's taxonomy places the organism in Eukaryota, Viridiplantae, Streptophyta, Magnoliopsida, Brassicales, Brassicaceae. Gene Ontology annotation, molecular function: mRNA binding.